This is a messenger RNA of Zerene cesonia (dogface butterfly), 5738 nucleotides long. Its product is annotated as golgin subfamily A member 4-like. The coding region runs from base 670 to 4608 and encodes 1312 amino acids. Gene Ontology annotation, molecular function: small GTPase binding. NCBI's taxonomy places the organism in Eukaryota, Metazoa, Arthropoda, Insecta, Lepidoptera, Pieridae. Gene Ontology annotation, biological process: Golgi vesicle transport. The transcript has 8 exons. Gene Ontology annotation, cellular component: Golgi apparatus. The record is from RefSeq and is a predicted model, not a curated record.
UUAGGGUAAACGUGAUUUUUGUUGAUCAAAAACAUUAUUAAUUUUCAAGCUAAAAAUAAUUAUUCGUACACAGAAUUUCUGCGAUCUUACAAGCUACUAAAAAUUCUAUAGUAACAUAUACUUGAUAUAAAUACCCAUGUUUCGUUUAGUUUUACAUAUAUUGAUUUAGGUAGCACAGCUUCACUAUAAUGUGUAUUUAACGUUCGUCUUUCAAGUAAUUUGUCUUGUACUUGGUUAGGCCAUGGUCACAUCAUAAGACCUACCUCUGGGAGUCCUCUCACACGGAUCGAUUUUUGCACCAUAGUGUAUUACUACACUACACUACUACAUUACACUAUUACUAUACGGCUUUUUGAUGUACACUGUACACUCUUGUUAGUAGGAUGACGUCUUUGAUCGUGGCAUUUUGAGCAUUUAAAUGUCAAUGUCAAAAUUAUAAUUUGUUUCGAUACGAUACGUCGAGCAAUGGCUAUGGCAUGAUUUGGGCAAGAUUGAAUAAUUUUGUUUACAAGUUUACUAGCCUUGAUAGGAAAUAAAUUCCUAUAUCAUCAAAGUAAGCAGUUUUUAGAACAAGAAACUCAUUUCGGAGCCUAACUACCUUAUCUUGGUGAUAUUUGCAUCAUUAGUGUACCAUAAAUUAGGUCUCACUUCGACUGAGAAUUAAGGACAAUGUUCAAAAAAUUUAAAGAUAAACUAGCAGAAGAAGUUAAGUCAUCUCCUCAAAGGAUUCAACAAUUUGCCCAAGCUGCUCAGGCUGCAGUUACCUCUGCAUCUAGCAGUAUAUCAGAUAUUACGAACAAUGAUUUGUUCUCAAUAGGAGAUAAUGAUAUACCAAACAAAAAUCAAACAAAUCCAAAUAACAUGGAUAACCUUGUCAUUCCAAAUCCUAUCCCAGCUGUUCAAAACUCUACUCCAGCGAUGCAAAGUGCUUCAGAUGUAGCAGAUUUUUCUGUGAAUUUUGAGGAUAAACAUAGGCAGCGGAGACUAUCAAAUAGUUCAUUUGCUAGCGACAUAUCAUUUCGCCUGCCAAACUAUGAAAGCCCAUCAAUGUAUCAUCUUCAGUCAGACAUGGAAGUAUCAGCAAGUGAAGCAGAAGAGAAAGGUUUUACCAUUGGAAAUGUAAAUCUUGACCGAGUGACAAAAGAUCAACUAUAUGCUGCAUACAGAAGGACACAGGAUAGGUGUAAAAAAUAUAAAACCCAAUAUUCAGAUUUAGCUCGGCAUUAUAAACUCCUUGAAAGGGAAAAUGCUAAAGCAAGGAAUGUGCUAGUUGAAACACAAGAUAAAGCUCUCAGAAGAAUAUCAGAAUUAAAAGAACAAUGUUCAUUAGAACAGAGUGCUAAAGCACACCUUGAAAAGGCUCUUCGGGUUGAAAUAGAAGAAAAACAAAUGAAAAUAGAUGCUUUAAGUACUCAGCUAAAUCUGUUGCAAAGUAAUAAUUUCCAAGAAAAUACAAAAUCCACAACAAUGCAGGAAAAUGCUCUAUUGCCAUUAAUAAAUUUAAAUGAUGAAAAUGAAUCUAAAGAUAAAACAAGGGAGGAAGAAAAUGUCUCUGUUAUUAAUAAUACUAUAGAAAAAUUGGAGAAACUUUUGGCCAAGUAUAAAGAAUCUUUGAAAACUGUCAAGGAAAAAAAUUCUAAUAUGACAGCAGAAAUCCAGAAAUUAACAUUAGAUUUAGAAGCAAAAUGUAAAGAAAAUAAUCAGUUACAAUUAAAUAUAGAAAAAUUGUCAGAGAGUAAAAAUCAAGUCCAAGAACUAUUGGAAAAAAUAGAAAGCUUAGAAAAUAUAAACAACACACUUGAAUUUUCGAAAACUAAAGAAACAUCAAUUUUGGAAUCAAACUUACACAAUGCUAAAGAGGAAAUAACGCAAUUACAAAAGAAGGUGCAAAUUUUAAGUAAACGAGAAGAAGAAUAUGCUAUUUCCCUUGCAGAAAAUAAAUUGAGUAUUCAUAAAGAACUUGAAAGUAAAGAAGCAGAAAUUAAGUCACUCAAAGACAGCUUAGCUAAUAGUCAAAAUGAAAUAAUAUCUUUAAACAAAUCAGUCAAAGAUUAUCAAAAUCAAAUAUACAAGUUAGAAGGGGAACACUCAAAAUUGACCAAUGACUUACACAAUUUAAAUGUAGCAAUUACCAAAACAGAGGAUUUAAACAAGGAUUUGGAAAAAUUGAAUGAUAAAGUAAGAUUACUCGAAAGUGUCAAAACAAAAUCUGAAGAAGAUAUUAACUGUCUACAUUUGCAAUUAAAACAAGAGACAGCUGAAAAAUUGUCAGUGAUUGAUAGAAAUGUUUACCUAGAAAGCCGUAACUCACAGCUAACUGAAGACAAUGAAAAAAAGAGAUCUCAAAUUAACAAUCUUGAACAUGAAAUUGUUUCCCUAAAACAACAUUUGGAAGACUUUAAGAAGUCAAUAGAGGAACGCAAUCAAAAUAAUUUGGAAUCCCAUCAACUAAGGCUAACAGAGGAAGUGUCAGCCUGGAAACUAAAGUGUAGCAGUUUGGAAUCAGAAAUACAAGAAGAGAGGGUAGAAUUAGUCAAAUUACAAUCAGAAAUUGAAAAAUUAUUGAAUAAUCAUGAAUCUUUACAAAAUCAAAAUAUUGAUCUUAAUAAAACACUUGAUAAUUUUAAAGUAGAAAAUGUAACAUUACACCAAAAAAUUGAUGUAUAUCAGAAGAUACACUACAAGUUAAAAGAUUUCAAAAAAGAGCUAUCGGAUAUUCAAAAUAUAGCUACACUGACUUCUACUGAAUCAAAAUUGCUGAACAAGAAAGUUUUGACAGAAUGGUUACCUCAAAUCAAAGAAAGUAUUAAUUCCAGUAUAUUCCAACAAGAUGCAAACAAAAUACAACAGAAUAAUGCACAAUUAAAAGAAGAAAUUGCAAAAAUCACUAAUGAUUAUAAAUUGCUUAAGGAUAAUGCUAAUGUACUUCAAAAAGAAAGUUUAUCAUUGAAUGACACUUUAAAAAGCCGUGUUUUAGAAAAUACAAUUCUCACUGAAAAAGUACAAAAUAUGAAAAUUAAACACAAAAAUUAUGUUCUGGAAAUGGAAAAUAAAUUUAAAUCUUUAGAAGAAGAUAAUGUAGGUUUGGAUACAAAAGUAAAAACAUUGGAAACCACUAUUAUUGCGAUAAAUGAAGAAUUAAAUAUUGUAAAGAAUGAAAAUCAACAUCAAAAAAUCAUAAUUGACUCUUUAAUGGCGGAAAACAACGAAGUUUCAAAAAUUAGAAAAGAAAAUUCUGAGAAACAAGAUUAUAUUAGCGAGUUGGAAAGCAAGUUACAGAUACAAGAAGAGAAAAACGGAAAUUUAAAAUUAUUACAAGUAGAAUUAGAUAAUAAAAAGAAAACAUUGGAGAUUCAACUGAGUGAGGUUCUUACAACCCACCAUGAUACAGAGAAUAAUUUAAAAAUGCUAGAAAAAGAAAACAAAGAAUUAAAAUUUUCCAUUGCUGAAAUCGAAAAGCAUUCUAAAAAUGUAGAAUCCAAAUUAGUUGAAUUACAAAAAUGUCAAAUUGAUUUAGAGAGUAAUUUAAAGGAAUUGAAAAAGGAAAACAAUGAAUUAAUGUAUUCUAAAAAAGAUAUGGAAGAAAAGCAUAAAAUCUUGUUAGACAAGGUAGAAAGCAAUUCUUUGGAAAUGGACAAGAACGUACAGACAAUAAAUCAGAAUUAUCAAGAGUUGAAAACAAUACAUGCAGAGACUGAAAACAAAUAUAAGAUGGCAGAAAAUGAAAUACAUGAACUGCAUAAUGUGCACAGUGAAAUCAUAAAACAAAAAGAAAAUUUGGAGGAAACUGUUUUAAAAUUGGAAAAUGAUGUAGCUAAUCAAAUUCAACAAAUAAAAGAACUAAAUGAGGACAUUAAGUUGCAAAAGGGCAAAAAAAGUGAAUGUGACUUCCUUAAAGAUGAAAAUAGACGUUUGUGUUCAGAUAUUGAAGGAUUACAAACCUACUUAAGUAAGAUUUCCAAGGAGAAUAGUGACUUAAAUGAUAAAUUGAGAGAAUUGAUUGCAUCAAGUGACAAUAUGCCAGAUGGGAAUGAGCAAUUAAAAAAUGAAAUACAACUUGGUAAAGAGAAAAUUGACGAAUUGCUACGAGAAAAUUCCUUAUUAAUUGAAGAGAACUUAGAAUUAAAAGAUCAAAUACAAUCACAAAUUACUAGUACCACUGACAUUCAAUUAAAUCAGAAUAGAAGCACAAAUGAGAAUUGUAAUGAGUUAAAAGAUAUUCAUGAAAAGUAUUAUAGUUUAAUGGAAAAUAAAAAUAAACUAGAAUUAAAGGUCAAUGAACUAGAGCAAAUGAAUAAUUCAUUAAAUAAAAAUGUUGAUCAGACACAAAACAAUUAUGAAAGACUUAAAUUGUCAAAUGAGAAACUACAAAGAAAACUUGAUGAAGCACUUGUUAGUUUGAGACAUUUGCAUGCUCUCGAAGAAAACACUGAGUUGGAGUACUUAAGAAACAUACUUUACGAAUAUCUUACAGGGUCUGGGACUCACUCUUUGACAUUAGCUAAAGUUUUGGCAGCUGUAGUUAAAUUUGAUGAUAGACAAACCGAACAGAUACUUCAAAAAGAAAAAGAACGCCAAGGAUUUCUUCAUCAACUAGGAAUUAUUUGAUAUGAAGAAAUAUAGAAAUAUUUGUUAAUAUGUAAAUACUAUAACUAUAAUUUAUUUCUUUAAAGGUGAUCACAAUUUUUCACUUUUAUAUGAAUCAAAGAUAUAAUGCUAGCAAUUUAAAACUGCGAACAAGAUUUAUAUUAUAGAAGAACAAUUUUGAUUAAUUUCUUUUGUACAGAAGUAUACUAUUUAUUUAUUAGUCAUAAACACAAACAUUUUAAUAUUUUUCAUUUCAAAUAAAUGCUUUUUGAUAUAAUUCAAAAUUCUUACCUUAUAUAAAGUAAAACUGCCUAAAACAAAGUUAUUUAUAAAUACAAAUGCUGACCUAGCAUAGAAAGUAGUGCACUAGACAAUUAUGAAUUUUAAUAAAGUAAAAUUUUUAACAUUUGAUUUUGCCAUGCAUAUCUUUGAUAUUAAUUUUGAAAUAUUAUUUUAUUUGUAAUUCAUAAUCAUUAUCACAUAUAACUUAAACUAAAUAUUUAUAUUAUUAAUUUUGUAUUGUUUAAGGAAUUACUGUAAAAUGUAUAUUAUUAUGUCUGAAUUAAUUGUACUAAGUAAAUAUUAAUUAAGUAAAUACUUAAUUAUUUUUACAAUCAUAUCACCUUUCAAAGUCCAACUGAGGAAAGAAUCAUAUGAUACCCAUAACACUGUUUUAAUUAUAAUAAUUUUUUGUUUGCUAAUUUACCUUCAUAGCUUUCAUUACAAAUAGUAUGUCUGUUGUAAAAACAAAUAAAUGUAUAUAACUGUGUAUUCAUAUAAUUUUAGAGGCAUAUUUAGCAGUGUUGUUAAGUACAGUUACUGCUUGUGUAGCCGCUGGUUGAAAAGUCUUUAAUAAUACAUUAUUGGCACUUUUUAAUUUACUCCUUUACCAUGUUGACUAUACAUGUAGGAAUAUAAGUCAAUAUUAAGUGUAUCAAUUUAUGGCCAUUUAUGGUCAGAAACCGAAAUGAACUCUGCAUUCCAUGUCCAAUGGCUUAGUCAUUUUAAUAAAGAGAAUUAUUAAUAUUAUGUAAAUUGUUAUGUUGUAGGUAGAAUAUAUUAAAAUAAAUUAUUUAUAUCCCUUGUUACUUGGGUGCAGUUUUUAGGUAUAAAAACAUGUAAUAAUUAACAUUAUUCAAUAAAAUUUUGAC